AUGUCUUCUAACACUGAUAACGACGAAAGCCACAGAAGAGCGGAAGAAGAGGAAACCGUUGCUUGUAGAAGUGAGCAACAAUCCCGUAGAUCUUGUACAGCUGCCGUUGCUGAUGCUGAUGCCGAUGCCGAGGCUCCCAGACCACGAGCUUCCAUCAAUAAUAGGACAAGAAGAUCUCGAAGACGCCCCAGUAUCCCCAGCAACACCCACAGGCGUGCCAGUAGUCGUGUACAGCCACAGCCAAAAGAUACAGCAUCAUCCCUGAGCACCCAAUCUGCCAACUUAGACGUAUCAGGAGCUGUGGAAGCUACCAGUACCAACAGCACCAGCACGAUGCCGUUGGCCAAGGGCAACCGAAGCAGGGCCCCGGUACCGUUGAAAGAGCAAAAGUUGCAAAACCCAGCAGCCACCUCACAAAUUGGGGCUCUUGCUGAGAAUAGAAACAGAUCCACGGGAAAACAAAAAGUUAAGCGUGGCCUGUCGCGGGAAGAGGACAAUCCAGCUGCCACCAAUACCGGUAGUGCGGGCUCAUCCACCGGUAGGGGCGGGUCCAGACGUUCUAGUGAAUUGAGUCAAGGUGCCAGGGCCAGACGAGGCUUAUCAUCAUCGAGUGGGGAUUCGUCCAAAAAAGGUCUGGGCAGAAGGUCCAGCUCCAGAGACAGUGCCGCAUCAGGGACGCCUGAUUCCAAAUCAGGACUGAGCAGGAGAUCUCGUUCCAGAGAUAGUGUCACGAUAAGCUCCCCUGGAGCCGAGACCACCACUGGACUUGAUAUGUCCAAAGGACUACGAAGGAGAUCACGUCUCAGAGAUAGUAUUACCACCGACUCGGAAGAUCCGUCUACAACGAGGCGUAGUUCUCGUGCUCCCAGUCACCGAGGUUUGGCGAAAAGUUCGGCGCCGCGGGAUGAUGUCAACACAAAGACUUACCGUCCUUCAUCAUCACGCUCCUCCAGGAGUUCCAAUCUGACGAGAACAGGAGGGGCUGCUGUGGGACUCCCCGUCAAUGACAGCAGGAGCAACGAGCACUCUUUAGCGUCCAACUCGGAUCUACCAUCAUUUAGUGACAGCUCUACCGGUAGCAACAAUAACAGCAACAACAGCGAAUUGGAUCAUUCCGAAACAGAAUCCGUGCAUUCCCAACACCAUCGCGAUAUCCAUCUAGGCCAGCAGGGGAACCAAGAUGCUUCUAUUCCUAAUAACACCAAUACUGAUCCCAAUUCUUCCAGCGAUGAUGGCCAUAUCAUUCAGGAUGCUCAGCUUGUCCCAGAUGCAGUCCUGGCAGUGGCAUCCCUCGUGGAGGAGCCAAGCAGCAGCCACAAUGAAGAAAACAGCAACUCGUUUGUGGACGAGGAAAAUCAAGCACAACCGCUUUUGGUAGAAGCACAAAAAGCAGGAGUGGCAGAUUUCCUGCAGAACCACAGAAUGCAAUGCUUUAUAUUCAUUUUGGCCUUGGUGAUUGUCGCAAUCGUGUUGCUGGCACAGCUUGCUUUUUCAACAAUGCUGGGAGGUAAUUCUGAUGACGGGGACUCAACCAAAAGUAGCACCCCUGCUCCAGAGAUUAUUGUUGUUGCUCCCACCAACACAACAGCACCAAGUGCGACGGGGAACAUUUUUGAUCAUUCAACCCCUGUGCCAUUGCCAGUACCAACCACGAAUCUAACAUUCCCUGCGGACCUUCCCCAGUUUACAAUCAUUGCAAUCACCAUCGUUGGUUCCCCACAGGCAAAAGCCGACGCUUGGGUUGAGAAUCACCCAGAUUACGAGAGUUUAGAAGAGUGGCAGAAAUUUGAACUUUUUGCCUCGAUCACCCUUUUGUACUCAUUCAGCAACUGGCAAGGACCAUCCCAAGAAACUUCAGCAAACUUUGAAAUCCUGAACUACAGUACACCAAUUUGUGAAUGGGAGGUUCUGCAGUGUCUCAGCAAUGGGCGAAUCAAGAGUAUUGAGUAUGAUCCUGGUAGCCAGCAAGAAUCCUUGAGCGGGGCUCUUCCAAUCGAAUUGCAACUUUUGGAAGACUUGGAAAGUAUUUCCAUUGGGGCACUCAGUGGCACAAUCCCAUCAGAGCUUGGCCUUUUUUCAUCUCUAGAGGCUCUUAGUCUCGGUCAAGACCUUUCAGGUCAGAUUCCUACAGAAUUGGGGCAGCUGUCCAAGCUACAAAGACUUGAGCUCUACGGGAUGGAGAUAUCUGGAGAUAUUCCAUCCGAGCUUGGUUUGCUUUCCCAGUUGACUUUACUCAGGCUGCAUGAGAGCAAUCUCUCAGGGACAGUUCCCUCUAGUAUUUGUGAUCUUCCUGGACAGCUUACCCUUGAAAUUGAUUGCAGCAACCUAGAUUGCCCACCGGCUGAUUGUGACUGUGUGUGCAUCCAAGAGACCACAAACGCUACCAAUUUACCAAGUCAGCAUCCCAUCAGCUUGCCCAGCACAGUUCCUUCAACUGUACCCUCAAUCAGCCCUUCAGAGUCACCCAGCAUUCCAUCCAGCCAGAAACCCAAUUUACCAAGUCAGCAUCCCAGUAGCUUGCCCAGCACAAUUCCUUCAACUGUACCCUCAAUCCGCCCCACAGAAUCACCCAGCAUUCCAUCCAGCCAGAAACCCGGAAGCAUUGAUGCAAUCCCUGACAGGGCAGCAUUGGAUGCAGCCAUUGAAGAGUGGAUCUCAAAUGGUACAUCACCCCAUGGGCAAAUUGGGAACUGGGAUGUUUCUAGGAUCGGCAAUUUUGACAAACUGUUUAGUCAGAAGGAAAGUUUUGAUGACGACAUUAACCGAUGGUCGACGACUCAAGUUACUUCCAUGGCUUAUACAUUUGAGUAUUCUAGCUUCAAUCAACCCUUGGAUGCUUGGGAUGUGAGCAAGGUUACAACUCUGCAGGGUGUCUUCCGAGGUGCAAAACAGUUCAACCAGCCCUUGACGUCUUGGGAUGUGAGCAGAGUUGUUUCACUCGGUGGUGCCUUUGGUGGUGCAGAAUCCUUCAAUCAGCCGCUGGUCACCUGGGACACCAGGAAUGUUCGAGAGAUGUUCAAUUUGUUCCACACAGCUACUUCAUUCAACCAAGACAUUUCCUCUUGGAAUGUCAGCUCUGUAUCAACAAUGGGAAUCAUGUUUCGGGACGCAACCGCCUACAAUCAACCCUUGAAUAGCUGGGACAUGAGCAAUGUUGCUCUCGUUGACUAUAUGUUCCAAAACGCCAAUUCCUUCAACCAACCUCUUAACAACUGGAACACAACAAAUAUGCAAGGUUUUAGGGCUAUGUUUGAGAGUGCAGCCAGCUUCAAUCAAGACAUCACUGGAUGGAAUGUGGGCAAGGCCUCUGUUUUUACCAACAUGUUCAGAGAUAGCAGCUUCAACCAGGAUCUAUGCAGCUGGAACAAGAAUAUUCAUCCAAAUGCAGAGUUUCUCAAUUCCUUCGAAAACAGUGGUUGUACCACAACGGGUGAUCCAGUCCUUCUGGAGAACGCAGGCAACAAAAUCUGGAGCCCCCUAUGCCAUCUUUGUUCUUCUUAG
Seminavis robusta is the source of this 3501-nucleotide messenger RNA. The record is from the annotation of a GenBank genome assembly. NCBI's taxonomy places the organism in Eukaryota, Bacillariophyta, Bacillariophyceae, Naviculales, Naviculaceae.